AUGUUUUCCAAAUUCACCAAUAUUUUACAACAGGCAGUGGAUGCGAUUGCACCCAACCUUAGCCUGCAGGAAGAGUUUGUACAUCAUUGGAAAGCAAUCACAAACUACUUCAUUGACAACAAAGAGGAGAAGUUACCUGUUGAUCAAACUAACCUACCUGCUCAUCUGGAACAAAUGUUAGCUAUUUUACAGCAAGAGGAAAUUUCUUGUGAAUCUGGCAGUACAGGGCCUUGCAUGGAAUACAUGCUUCACCAUAAACUGCUUGAAACACUUUACACUCUGGGAAAGAAUGAUAGUCCCCCUGGAAUGAAACAAGUUGUACUGUGUUUCUUCACUCGUCUUUUAACUCGCAUCAAACAACCCUUACUUCCACAUAUCAAUGUACACAGAGCUGUCCAGCGUCUUGUUCGGAUAUGUGGAGAAGUCAAGUCAGGUCCUUGUGAGAAUGAAGAAAUCCAGUUCCUCUGUACUUUGUGUGCUAAAAUCAAAUCGGAUCCUUAUUUGGUUAACUUUUUCCUUGAGGUUCCCAAGAAUGUUGACAGUCCCAGAUACCCACAACUUUCACCUUUGUCCCAGAUGAGCCCCAAAAGUCCAAAGCGUUCCCUAGAAUUUUCUAUUGUUAAUUCUUUACUUUCGAUGUGUUCCAGUGAGGAUGGGAGAGUUGCUGUUAAAGCUUGUGAAGGUCUGAUGUUGUGUGCUAGUCUUCCAGAAAAAUCUGCUGCUACUUGCCUUAUUGAGAAUACACGUUUUUGUGCUGACAUGACAAACAGACUUAUCAAGCUGUAUCAGCGUUUGCCCACCACCAUCAACCCUGAUGAACUUGAUGCUGUCUAUGCUAAAUGGGGGUUGGAUGUGAUUUCUGAGUAUGAAGACAAACAGACUUUUGUAGGUAAACGUAAUGUAGUGUGUUUCUUGUCCUGGUUAGACUACUGUGACCAGCUGAUCACAAUUGCAAAUCCGUUGGUCGGUCGAGCAUUGGCCAAGUAUAUCUACACCAAUUUUCUAAGAGCAAUUAUUGAGCCAGGCAUCUUGCAAACAAGUGAGGCUGGAGUUGUAGCAUGUACUGCUUACCUCAGGCGUUGCUUGAAGACUGUGUCUAGCAUUUUGCUCUCAGAAUUUGUGCAUUUUAUUUUGGGUGACGAGAAACACUAUGAGAAGACCACUGAAAGUUCUUGUAAAAUACGAAACCGGUUAAUCCAGCACUGUAACCACUUGUCUGAAGAGGUCAGUUUAAUUUCCCUGAAACUAUUUGAUACUUUACUCCAGAAGAAUGACAGUUUCAUUGUCUACAAUUUAGUCUUACGAAAUCUGGAAUGUGGUAAACACAUCAAACCUGGAGUUACAUGCCACACGAGUCCAAUGUCUAAAUGCCCUGCUGCCUUGGCAAACAACACAUUUGCUUCUCCAGGAUCUUUGGAUACAAAAACAGAAUCAUUCAAUGAAUCUGUUGAUUCCAGACCAAAGGAACUAACAGUGCCUCCUGAAAAUAUCAGCAUUGAUCGCCUUCCUGAAGACACCAACAGUCCAGAUCCACAAAAAGAUGAUCUUACUAAUCCUCCCUCUCAGCCUGUAUCAACAAUACCCCAAACAACAAACUCUUCAUCUUCUGUGCAACCCAAAUCACCAUCAGCAUCUCUAUCUAGUCAGUCUACAGAAGAAGUUCCUUCAGCAUCUGAUGCCAACAAUACUCAGUAUACAGACAUUAAAGAACCUGUUGGGGAAGAGGGAGAAAUAAGCAAUGCCGAAGACGACAAAAAAGGGUUUGGCUCUGAAACCAGUAGCUCUAUUGCAGAGGAUGGAGAUGUUGAUGUCAAGCGAACACCAAAAUCUACAGAACAAGAUGAAAGUGGCAAAGCAUUUUCUGAUAUUAUCCAUUCUGAAGAAUCUUUCUCUUCUAAUACAGAAUAUUACUGCUCAGAAGUGAGCGCAAUUUUUAACAGUUACCUGAGUUUGCUGCCUGAAGAUAUUAAAUCAGCUGCUCCUACAUCUAACAGUGGUUAUAACAUGUACUUACAUGAUGCUCAUGAACAGUUUACAGCAAUUGAAGAAAUGUGUCGGAACUGGGAAUGGCCAUCUCAAAUGGACUCAAGUACAGAAUCAGAUCAUGAAUUUUAUGAAGGUGCAUUCCUGCAAAUGCUGUUUACAAAGCUCACUCGGAUGUUAGACCAGAGCUAUGCUAUGAAUCUCCAAAUAACAUCUGUGAUCUCCCACUUGGCCUUGUUUCCUCAUCAAGUUCUGAAUGAUUAUCUUCUUGAUCCAGGUUUACCAGUAACUGACAAUGUAAAAUUAUUGUAUAAUAUUCUUCAGAAGGUUGUUACAGAUAUCAAAGGUAGGAAGAGGCUGGAACAACAAUUCUCCCAGAAACUGCAAGUGACACGGAAUCUGCUUAUGGAUGAAGAAAGAAACUUGAAAAGCAUGGAUAUUGAGAAUUUCAACCAGAUGUCGGCGGUUAUUGUCUUGGAGGAGUUCUUUCUCUUUUUUUAUCAUUGUCCUUUCUUUUCUCUCUCACGUUUCCUCUUUCUUUCUUUCCUUUUCUUGACACAAAUACGAUUUCACACACUGUCCGGCUGUAACAGAGAUAUACACUUUCUUCCUCUCCCUGGUUUUCUUUUUUUCUUUCUUUCUUCUUCUUUGCAAAUAGAACUUUAUUUGGAAGGGAUUGUUACCACGUUACACCGGAUAUCCGGUGUUGGUUGCUACAACUUCGUGACAUCUCGUUCAUCAGGAAUCAUGAAUAAAGAAGAACGGGAAGAAAAAGAAAAAGCAACUCAAGUGUAUGCCACACUGGGCAUAAGUCUUAUAUGCCUUCUGAUUGGCAUUCCUCUAUGGUGGAAAACAACACAGGUCUACCGAGUACAUCUACCUUAUGCUGAAAUACAAGCAUUGACAGAUAGCAAAGUGAAGUACAUGGUGAAGAUAAGAAUUAUCAAUUUUGAUCUGGCUUUUAAAGAAAAGUCUCAAUUGCUGAACACUUUGAGGGAGAACCUGAAUCAGAAUAAUGAGAGUGUCAUUUUGUCUGAACACAUUUUGUCUUUACGCCCUGCAACAACUCAAGAGCAGGACAUUUUGAAAGAGUCACAGUCCAUUAAAGAUGUUGACCUAGCCCUUGGGAAAAAACUGUUUUCCACAAACUCAGAAUACCAGGUAUUUCUCCUGCCAACUUCUCAUCCAUUUAAAGACCAGGUCCCUUAUGUGGGGCAGUACAAAGCUGCCUUCAUCUGCAACACUGGAAUACAAAAGCUUGGUGAAAGUCUUACAAUAAUGUUCCAGAAUGUUUUGACACGACACACUCCACUUGAACGACUCUAUGAGGCAAGUGCAGGUCGAAAACAACUCAAGCCAGACAAAGAGAGCAUGCGUUCGUUACGCUUCCACACUGAUUAUGACAUCACUUUUACUCUCUUUAGUCCUCAACCUGAUAUUAUUGAUGCCAGGUGGGAUAUGAAAGAAGGAAUCAGAUUGUAUUUAAAACCUCUGCUAGAUCAAAUGCGUGGUUUUGUAAAUAUCACUGUCAAGUCUCAGACUCUGUUUUAUCCAGGUUUUUAUGUAAGACCAUACAGAAAUUCUGAGACCAAAGAAAACUUUCUUAAUUUACAAGAACUCCCACAUAUGAUCAAUCCUCUUGAAACUAAACUGGGAUUCCAAGCAUCGAACAAUCCCAACUUAAAUUUUAUUGUUUAUGUACCAACCAGAGAUCAAAGUCCUUUGUAUAUACGGAAUGAAAAUGGAGAACAGGAUGCAACCAAUUCUUUUCUGAGUCCUCGUUGGGGUGGCAUCCAUAUCUACAAUACUGAAUCUCCUGGUCCUAAUGAUACACUACCAAAGAGAGUUGACAUUGACUUACAUACUAUCAUGGAAAUUUUCAUUACACAGAUUCGAAUGCUGCUCAAUUUAGAGGUACAGAAACAAGAUCUGUUAUUCACACCAGCAGGAACUGGAGGUGCAACAGAAUGGGAAGUCGCUGGCUGGUUAAGAACUUCAGCAGUUGAAAAUGUUGUUAGUUCAACAUCAACAUUACAGUCUCUUGCUAAACUUCUUGGAGAAAUUAGUAAUAUUGUCAUUAAAGAUGCUAUUGGACAAGAGGUUCAGAUGGCUGUUUCCAGCAUCAAAGACAGUUUACAAUUGUUGGCAGCAGGAAAGGACAGAGAAGCAUUUUUUGCUUCCAAGAAAGCUGUCAUUUCAUCAGAGAAAGCAUUCUUUGAUCAAUCCUUACUUGAAUUACUUUAUUUCCCUGAAGAUCAAAAGUUUGCCAUUUACAUUCCUCUCUUCCUGCCUGUCAGCAUUCCUGUGAUUAUAUCUACCAUCCAUUCCUUCAAGUGGUUGAAGCGAAAGUGGUCUAAUAAAAAGAAGGCAAAGACUGAAUAA
Messenger RNA from Acanthosepion pharaonis, 4365 nucleotides. NCBI's taxonomy places the organism in Eukaryota, Metazoa, Mollusca, Cephalopoda, Sepiida, Sepiidae. The record is from the annotation of a GenBank genome assembly.